AUGGCUUUCCCUAGCGGAACUACAUACCACGCCGACUCUGACGCCGACGAUGAAUAUGAGAGAAGCGUCAUGACUUCGCCUACACAGCUACACACAGAUUCAGAGACCUCUUCUGAGCCUCCCUCUAAUGAACAUACGCCGACGACAUAUGAAAACUCGGGGGAAGAUCCAAGCCUACCCAGGACUAUCAUAACAGAAUGGACACCAGAAGAAUGCGCUCAGUUUGUGUCUAGUUUGAACUUGAGACAAUAUUGCCAUGCUUUUGUCGAACAUGGCAUCGAAGGGGAAGCCCUCGUCGCACUGAAACAUGAUGAACUGAAAGAGAUGGGGAUCGCCAGUGUGGGACACCGUUUGACGAUUCUCAAGAAUGUUUAUGACAUGAAAGUCAACCAGGACAUUCCCAUUGAGCCGGAUGACUAUGUCCCUCCCACGGCAGAGCAAAACCCUCAGCAUGAAAUGGCAACCAAGGAAGACAUUGAUCGGCUUGCGAGAUCUAUCCUCCGGUUACGGGACGAGCGUAUUGUUCAGGCGGAGGCGCAGUUGACCCGGCUGGCGGAUGACUACCGCAAGCUGCGGCAGGAAUUACUGCCGGUUUUCAAGAUGGCCAAAGAACGAUCAGAACCUCUCCCUUAUGCCCCCUAUCAAAGCGCCACGAUUAGUCCGGAGAUGUACCAGCAAGACGUCGUCUCGCCUCCCCUGACGACCCAGCCAGUGCCCGAAAAGACCAGCCUCACACGCACAUUUUCAAAGAAGCUGGGUCUCAGUUCAACGCCCAAGAACAACUCUCCAACACAUAUACCCAGUACGAUCCAUGAGGGCAGGAGUUACGCCGAAAGCAACUCGCUCGACCCCUCCGCUGCAGCAAGUUUGGCUUCAAACUCGCUAACCGCACAAAUGUCAGGUGGCGCAUUACCGCAACAUCCACAUCCUUCUCCAGGCGUCCCCUCUCCGACCUCGCCACUCCCCUACCAACAUCAACCACUUGCUCCGCGCUCCUAUCAACGUGAGGGAGGAACCGCUACUAGUGCUAUCCCUCGCUAUGACGGUAUCGACGACCGGCAGGUCACCAUCGAACGCGAUCGUGACCCUCCCACUUCCGCAAAGUCGGCUUCCGGCAAACUCAAUCCUACAAACAGUACAAUCUCUAAUGUAUCCACUCUCAUACCCUCAAGAGAACUAUCAGCUUCGGUGCCGCCCCAGCUCCCCUCAAGCGCCAGCGUGGGCCAUACUCCGCAUGGCAACAAAGACAAUGGUAGCGGAGGCGAUGCGCCCUCUGUGGAAAUCUUCAAAUCUUUCCGUGUCGGACUAGAAGAUCCAUGUUAUAAAGUUCUCCCAGCGGCCCUCAGAAAGUACAACAUUCAGGCCGAUUGGCGUCAAUAUGCUUUGUAUAUCGUGUAUGGCGACCAGGAGAGGUGUGUGGGUUUGGAAGAGAAACCCCUCGCUCUAUUCAAGGAUUUGGACAGAGAGGGGAAGAAGCCGAUGUUUAUGUUGAGGAAAUUAGGGAAUGUAAUGGUUGGGGACAUGCCGCCAACCGCGGGGGUGGGGAUGAAGCCGCCCCUGGGAGGAUUGGGUGGUGGAGGGACAGCUGCAACAGGACUCGUCCCUAGUGGUGCAGCGAGCGUGAGGACAAUACCAACGGCGCAGACGUUGCCGGGCGGUGUUUUAUAA
This is a messenger RNA of Fonsecaea multimorphosa CBS 102226, 1668 nucleotides long. RefSeq lists its product as uncharacterized. Gene Ontology annotation, molecular function: synaptic receptor adaptor activity; ionotropic glutamate receptor binding. The record is from RefSeq and is a predicted model, not a curated record. Gene Ontology annotation, biological process: signal transduction. NCBI's taxonomy places the organism in Eukaryota, Fungi, Ascomycota, Eurotiomycetes, Chaetothyriales, Herpotrichiellaceae. The coding region runs from base 1 to 1668 and encodes 555 amino acids. The transcript has 3 exons.